AUGCGUGGUUUAGUGGCAUUAAUGUUGGCACUCCUAGCUGUACAAAAUGGGACCGGCCAAAACUUUGACACGACCACUUUCCAAGAUUACGGGGGUGGUACUGGUGGAAAUGGUGGAACCGGUGGAAAUGGGAAUGAUUUUUCUGACUACGGCGGAACAGACACAGGUGCAAAUGGAAACGGAAACACAAACACCGGGACUGGCGAUAAUGGUGUGGACUUUGGUGGGGAUUACGGCGACUACGACAAUGGUGGAACAGGAGGUGGAGCUGCAGGAUCCUUAGGUACUGGCGGAAGCAAUGGUGGUUUUGAUAAUGGCGGAAGCAAUGGUGGAUUUGAUAAUGGUGGAAGCAAUGGUGGAUUUGAUUAUGGCGGAAGCAAUGGUGGAUUUGAUAAUGGUGGAAGCAACGGAGGUUUUGAUAAUGGCGGAAGCAAUGGUGGAUUUGAUAAUGGUGGAAGCAAUGGUGGAUUUGAUAAUGGCGGAAGCAAUGGUGGAUUUGAUAAUGGCGGCGGAAGCAAUGGUGGAUUUGAUAAUGGCGGAAGCAAUGGUGGAUUUGAUAAUGGCGGAAGCAAUGGUGGAUUUGAUAAUGGUGGAAGCAACGGAGGUUUUGAUAAUGGCGGAAGCAAUGGUGGAUUUGAUAAUGGCGGAAACAAUGGUGGAUUUGAUAAUGGCGGAAGCAAUGGUGGAUUUGAUAAUGGCGGAAGCAAUGGUGGAUUUGAUAAUGGUGGAAGCAAUGGUGGUUUUGAUAAUGGUGGAAGCAAUGGCGGUGAUAUGAAUGGUAGUCAAGGUGGAAAUAUGUACGACAACGGAAGCGGAGGUGAGCAGUCCUUUAUUGACGGUGAAAUGGGCAACGGAUCAUCAAACGGUAUGAAUGGAAAAGAUAACAAGGGACCAGCAAGGCGUGGCUCUGGUUCCAAAUACAGGAAGCCAAGAGGAGGAAUGAAAUAUCAUUGGAUGAAGCCUUACAUGUACAAAUAUAGGAAAGGAUAUAUGAUGGGCAGACAAAGAUAUUAUCCAAAAAUGUACAUCAUUAAAAACAUGGCCUACAGAAGAGGAGGAUAUAUGCAUCAUGGAAGGGGAUACUAUGGUGGAAGAUGGGGGAGAAGAUACGGUGGGUAUAGAAGAGGUUAUCUUUACAGAAGGCGUUCACCAUAUGUAAGAAUGAUGAAGCCUAGAUAUUACAAGAAGCGGUACAUGUACUCAAAAUGGGGACCUAAGAUGCACUGGUUUGUCUGA
This is a messenger RNA of Magallana angulata, 1236 nucleotides long. RefSeq lists its product as uncharacterized. The transcript has a single exon. Bases 1 to 1236 code for a protein of 411 amino acids. The record is from RefSeq and is a predicted model, not a curated record. Lineage: Eukaryota; Metazoa; Mollusca; Bivalvia; Ostreida; Ostreidae.